Messenger RNA from Saccostrea echinata, 2463 nucleotides. RefSeq names its product pyrethroid hydrolase Ces2e-like. The record is from RefSeq and is a predicted model, not a curated record. Gene Ontology annotation, molecular function: signaling receptor activity; neurexin family protein binding. Gene Ontology annotation, biological process: presynaptic membrane assembly; synaptic vesicle endocytosis; modulation of chemical synaptic transmission. Gene Ontology annotation, cellular component: synapse; cell surface. The transcript has 11 exons. Lineage: Eukaryota; Metazoa; Mollusca; Bivalvia; Ostreida; Ostreidae. The coding region runs from base 133 to 1908 and encodes 591 amino acids.
AUAUACGCCACCGGUGUGCACUCUGCUACUAUUAGCGACAGUGAUUCGACAUCUGGUGCUUCCUUGAAGUCAUUCUGUUGCAAUUGGAUUACUAGCCAUCUAUCCGACGAACUACAAUCUGGAUAGUUGGUAAUGGCGGGUAUCAUCCAAGACUGUUUGUACUGGGUGCUUUUUGUAGGGGUCGUGUGUCCCUUGAAGGUGCCCGAGAAAUCCCCAAUCAGGCAGACAGAAUAUGGACAGGUUCAGGGGAUAAUGACAGAACCUUUACCAAAGAGGAAAGUCGCCAAUUAUCUGGGAAUUCCCUAUGCAAAACCUCCAAUUAAACGUCUCAGAUUUGAGAGGACGCAGCGGCCUGACCCCUGGGGUGAAGUGAAGUUUGCUGGUGAGCUUCCUCCGGCAUGUCCCCAGACACCAGACAUGUCGUAUGUGAAUCUGCACAGCCCGGGGUUUAACAGGGAGGAUGAAGACUGUCUUUACAUCAACGUUUACGUCCCUGAGCGAGUCUCUCAGAACAUCCCCGUAUUUCUCUAUGUGCACGGCGGUUCUAACAGAGUAGGAAUGGGGGCAAUGCUACGAGGAGAUAUCCUGGCGGCGUUUGGAGACAUCAUCGUUGUCAAUUUUAAUUACCGUCUUGGUUCUCUAGGGUUUUAUGCAGCUAGGAAAGAGGGCUUAACGGGAAAUUACGGAUUCUUUGAUCAGGUAAUGGCGCUGCACUGGGUGAAAGACAAUAUAGCUAAAUUUGGUGGAGACCCGGAAAUGGUCACCAUUGCUGGACACAGCGCAGGCGCGGCUGAUGUAGGAUUUCAUGUGAUCUCCCCUUUGAGCAAAGGUUUAUUCCGUCGCGCCAUGAUUAUGAGCGGUUCCCCGAUUGCCUUUUGGGGAUUGGCGGCACCCCACUGGAAGCCGGGAUACAACAUAGCUGAGUACUGCAACAGAGAUCUCUGUCCCAGAAACCGAGACCCUAAAGAAUUUCGGGAAUAUCUAAUGCAACUGUCAUGGCAAAAGUUCACCAACCACAAUACCUCGCCCAUACCCACAGACUAUCAACAGGUUUUGACGUUUCCGGUGUCCAUUGUUGAUGGAGAAUUUAUCACAGAACGACCGGAAACGGCCAUACAAGCUAAAAAGAUGAACUGUGAAUCAUUUGUCUUCUCCAUUACACGGGAUGAAGGAUCUGUAGAUGUCAGGUAUGUACACGAUAAUAUGAAGAGUAAAACAGGCAAAUUUGACCAGGAAACAUUUCGCCAGGUUCUGGAUUGGUACAAACCUAUCUACCCCAAAGUCUCUAAUCUCGACGAUCUUAUUAUGCAUGAAUAUGGUGGUUGGGAGAAUUUUACAAAUCGCAACGAGGAGGUCAACAUUCUACAACGAUACACACAGAUGGAAAGUGACAUUGUAUUUGUGGCUCCAAUGGUCAAGUUAGCUGACCUGCUGACAUCAGCGGGGGUCAAUGACAUCACAUUUUUCAGUUUUGACUAUAGGUCAGCAAAAAACAAAUUAAGCGACUGGGAAGGAAUCCCACAUGGUGCUGAUCUGUUUUAUGUUUUUGGUUUACCUCAUGUUGGACACCCCGAGUUUACUUUCGACGAUAGAGAUAAGGAAGCUAGUACUAUGACAAUGAUAAUGUGGACGAACUAUGUUAAAACUGGGGUAUUUUUUGUUGGUUCCAAACCCUUCCAAAAGUACUCACCAUCGAGAUCUUACAACAGACUUCAUUUGAGUAAUGACUCACUGGUCAUCAGUGCUGAGGACACUUAUAAACCCCGGAGGAUGGAAUUCUGGAACUCCUUACUGCCAUCAUUAGGUACAUCAGCCCGGAGUUCUUCAAGUGGACAACAUCCUGCAGUAAUUCUAGUGCUCACCAGUAUAUCGUAUUUUAUAUUCCAUACAUGGAGUGUAUGUUUAUGAUAUUUAGACUAAUUAUUCAAAAACGAGAGUAUAGAUAAGGGCGCGUACUUAGAAAAUAAAUGACUGAAGAAUCUGCCUCAUAUUGUGAUAUUAUAGAGAAUGAGAGAGAGAGAGAGAGAGAAAGAGAGAUUAAAUAUGUCAUCUGUUCAGAAUCCAAUCUACUGUAUUUUCUCAGAAAAUUUGGUCUUAUUUGAUUUAAUUCUGUUUUUAAUCCACUAGCAAAGAAAUAUGUAUUCUUUAUUAAAAUAAAUCUUGGAAGUGCAAUUUUUGAGGUAAAAUACAUUAUACAAUCUCCUGAGGUGUGUUCACCUUGCGCGAUUAAUUGUUCAUUAGUUUUACUCCUUUUAGUUCUACUUUUAUUAUCCUGUAAAGAGUGAAGACAGGGCUACGAUGACUUCAGAAUGAAAUAUAAGUGUUAUUUUUUCCUCUGUUACUAGCAUAUACAUAAAGAUUAAAAGUGCGAAUGAUUGUUUUUUAUUUGUAUAUAUGUGUGUUUUUGUUGUGUUUCCUAAGUAACUGUUAGCAGACUUUACAUUGUACAGUUCAGUCAUUAUG